Molecule: messenger RNA, 817 nt
Organism: Silurus meridionalis
Lineage: Eukaryota; Metazoa; Chordata; Actinopteri; Siluriformes; Siluridae
Exons: 6
Coding region: 29-817 (262 amino acids)
Source: RefSeq, a predicted model, not a curated record
GUUCUGUAAACGGUAAUAUUUCUAUGAAAUGAAAAAAAAAAUGUCUGGUUUCUGGAUUUUGAUCUUCAGCACCAUGUAUGUGGUAGACACUGGUAGACACUGGGUUUCAGCACGGUCUCCCACACAGCCACCAGUUUAUCAGCCUGAUAAAGAGCUCACUGUGGAUAUCGGAGACACGGCUACUCUGCGCUGCUGCGUUUCUGAAAAUUUAUCUGGAAUAAUAGACUGGUUUAAGCAACCAAACAGAAAAAAGCCUCAAAUUAUAGUCACAGUAUAUAAAAAUGGUGGAGAAACAUUUUACAAUGGAUUCCUAAAGUCUAGAGUCCAAAUAAAAAGAUCUUUAAACUGCUGCAAUCUGACCAUUUUGCAGAUUAUUCAGAAUGAUGAAGGCAUGUACUACUGUGCACAGAUGAGACCUAAUCUUGGGUUUGGAGAUGGAACCUUUUUAAAAAUUAAAGGUGAUCAUGUUACUCUUGCAUUGGAAACAUCUAAACCAGCUCUGUAUGAAAAUUCUGUGGUGUUAGAAUCAACACCACAUGAAAACAUCAUCAUCACCACGCACGAGGAAACAAUGAUCGGUUCGGGAUCGGCUUUCGGUUUGUGUGCAAUGAUCAUUUUUUGUGUCACUUUUUUCAUCCUGAGGAGAAGAAAAUUUAAUGCUUCUACAGAAAAUUCUCCAGGAGCAAGACAGGUACGUGAAGCUGAAGAUGAAAUGCUCAAUUAUGCAGCUUUAAAAUUCUCUAAAAGAAAAGUCAAAGCUGAAAAAAGGAAAACCGGCUUAGAUGAGUGUGUGUACUCUGAUGUGAAGAGAAGGUAA